Tauraco erythrolophus (red-crested turaco) is the source of this 294-nucleotide messenger RNA. NCBI's taxonomy places the organism in Eukaryota, Metazoa, Chordata, Aves, Musophagiformes, Musophagidae. The record is from RefSeq and is a predicted model, not a curated record.
CGCACCAAGUUCUCGGCCGCGCAGCUGCAGGAGCUGGAGCGGAGCUUCCGCGAGCAGCGCUACAUCGGCGCCGGCGAGAAGCGGCGCCUGGCCGCCGUGCUGAACCUCUCCCAGAGCCAGAUAAAAACCUGGUUUCAGAAUCGUCGUAUGAAGUUUAAACGUCAGACUCAAGAUGCCAGGGUGGAAGCUCUUUUCUCAGGCUUGUUGUUGCCCUAUCAUUGUUACCCAGAUAUUUCUACCUCCAGCUAUUCUCACGGGAUGGAUGUCAAUGUCUCUUCUACCUCUACUCAAUGA